Molecule: messenger RNA, 15332 nt
Organism: Epinephelus fuscoguttatus (brown-marbled grouper)
Lineage: Eukaryota; Metazoa; Chordata; Actinopteri; Perciformes; Serranidae
Product: cilia- and flagella-associated protein 46
Exons: 59
Coding region: 319-8136 (2605 amino acids)
Biological process (GO): axoneme assembly; cilium movement involved in cell motility
Molecular function (GO): protein binding
Source: RefSeq, a predicted model, not a curated record
UCAGACACUGACGGUUGGAUAGUAACGUAAAGGUGAAGCCAGUUGUUAAUGAAAGAAACGGUGGUAUAUUUACAUUGACACCGCAUUUAACAUUUGUACACAUGUCUUUUCUAGAGGUUUAACGAUUUUGCAUUCUUGUAGACUAUAUAGUUUCACACACCUGUUCAGUUGUAUUAUUGUAGCGCUAACACUAAUGUAAAAAUUGGCUGCCGUAGCGUAAUUAGUUUUAUGCUAGCUAGCUAACGUUAACGUUAGCUAACGGACACAACUCGUUAUUAGCUCAAACAUACCAGCUUACGCCAGUCACUCUCCCCUGACAUGGACCUGGAUAUUCGUCAGUAUCUAAACAAGGCAAAAGAGCACCAAGACUCUAGAGCUCUGCAGUCAGCGUACCGUUUGCUGAGGGACAUACCUGUUGUUGGAACCAGUGGACGAACUCUACGCGUUGCACCUGAGCUGUACGUUGUUUGCGCGGAAGCAGCUCUGCAGCUGGGUUGUUUGGAGAUAAGCACAGCGUGUCUAAAGAUGUACUUUGAAGGGAAUCCGCCGGCUAAUCAAUUUUUGUGUCGAGCCUACCUCUGCCAGGGCCUGCUGAAGUCUCCGCCGGCCACUGGGAGUGUGGAAGACUUUGAAGCGGCUGUGCUGUGUUUUCUUAAAGCUAUUGAAAUUUCAAAGAAUGAACCAAGAUAUUUCUACAUUGUGUUCAAUGCCUCAGUGCUGUACUACCAGACAGUGCGUCCUCUGCUGCAGCCAGGGCGGUGCCUCCACCUCGUCCCUUCCCUCAGACAGGUGAUCCAGAGUCUGGAGGAGGUGGCAGACCAGGACCACAGCUGGAGGGCUGAACUCAUGAUGCAUCUUGUCAAAUGUCUCGUGGACUCAGGGAAAAUGGAAGAUGCUGCAUGUUUUGCCAAAGUGUCAGAAGAAUUUAUCAAGUCCCAUACGCCACAUCUUUACCCAAGACUCUUUACGUUACUGGUACAACACAAGCUGACGGAGGAUGAUGUCCUCAUUGAAAUGAGCAGGCAGUGUACUACCUUAGCAGUCAUUUACAAAAUACAGGAGUUUAAAAACAGGUUGAAGGAAACAAAGGAGGAUGAGCCAACAAGAGAAGAACUUAAGCAGAUUUUUCAUCUCCUGGUGGAUGGUGCCAAAGCAUCUGCUGCACCCGUAACCUCCAGUCCUCUUCAGAGCUCAACACCCAUCCAACUAGCUGACAGAGUUGCCUUCCUCCUGGAGUUGGCUCUGCUGGCCUUGCAAGUGAAGCAUCAGGAAGUAGCAGUCGACUGUUUGAAAGAGCUAAAGUCGGCGGGAGAGGCUAGUAUUGGACAACGCAUAAUAAUGGAAUGCGUCAACUGUGAAAUCAACCUCCUGAAAAGAGAGGCAAAGAUGAAUGACUAUUCCAAAGCCAGUGUGGAGGCCCGGCUGAAGGAAAUAGGCAAGCUGGAUCAGUGGCUGCAGACUGCAGUGAGGGAGGGGGACCCUCAGGCCAUGCAGGCAGUGUGUGCUACCCAGUGGAACUUCUGUCUGCCCCUCUUGCAGCACAACCUCCGAAAACACAUCAAGACACCUCUGCUCAGGCUGGCCCAAGUACUGGAGGACAUGCAGAGCAUGUUGCUGGAGAUGCGCUGUCAAGUCCACUCAGAGCUGGCAGCGAUUGAAGAGGAGGACGGGCGCCUUGAGGCUUCUUUGACUCACCUUCAGAAAGCCAUGGCGCUGGAUAACGGGACACAGCGAGAACGCCUGUCAUCAGCUCUCCGCCUCCUGCAGCUCAGAGGGAACCUCUACCAAAUGCCCUCCCGGAUCGAGGAUAAAGCCGCUAUGCUUAUGCAGCAGGCCAGGGACAUUCAGCCUCAAGAUAAGAUAGACAGUCGUCCCAUCCUGGUUGCUGUGGGUCUUCUUUUGGCCCCUGAUGAUUUCCAGAUGGUGCUGGAUGCUGACGACACAUCAAUAGUUCCCGUAGGCAGUCUUGGAUGUGGACCAGUGGCUCAGCUCUCUGCUAAGGCUCAGCAUCAUUCUACAUCUGUACGGAAGGUGGAGGGACACCUGGCCAGACAAGGAGAUGACACAGUCAACACAGAAAGGGUGAAGUUGUGGGCAACACUGGUUAAGACAGCCAGGAAACAGGAAAUUUGGGAUGUGUGCCGAGCUGCUUGUCGAUUCUGUUUGCUUUAUGAUGAUGGGAGAUGGAAGAUCUCCAAGACUGACAAAUGUACCUACGCAGAAGAGGGAAGCUGUGCAGAAUGUCUUCAUGGUUGCAGUGAAAGCCGUGCCUGUGUGAGGGACUUGCUGCGCCUUUUAGCUGAAAUCUGCUUCAUCAGUGCUGAGGCCACCGUCCAAAAGCUGCUAAUUGAUGGGGUGCAGCUUAACAGCCCUGCUGUCCCUGAAGUGGAAAGUAAGCUGUGUGUGUCUGAAGAGGAUCCACACUGGGUUGUUUACAGGGACUGGAUUCAGGCUCUGUCUGCCUACGCCACCUCCAACUUUUUGCGGGCAGCGGAGCUUGGAGCAGAGAUCAGGGAGCCGUGGGUGAUAGCAAAUGCAGCCAUUUACUUGUGGAACUACAGUAGCCACUUGUUGGCAGCUGGGGAGUACCAACGCCUGCUUCCCACCUUCCAGAGUCUGGUGGCGAUGAUCCAGAAGACAGAGUUCACUGGGAAUCGGGCUCUAUUUGUGCUGCUGUGCGAUGCCGUGGCCCGGGGGUUGAUCCAGCCUCUGUGUGGACCAGACAGCGUGAGGCCAACCACGCCAGAAGACAAGGGCAAAAACAGACCUGAGAAGGGGAUGGAGAAGGCUGCCAGUGUCCAUGGGGUUUUUUUAGACCCUGUUGCCCUUCAGGAUGUCCGCAAGGCAUCAGAGCUGUGUGACUAUGCCCUUUGCAUUUCCACCUGCAACAUCCCAGGGGAGACAGUUCCAAUCGCAGCAAGGAAAGAGGUGGUGGCCACAUGGGUGCAGAUCAAGAGGCUCCUGCAACAGCAGAUUGGCUCAAAGAUGGACACCAAAGAUGAGUGUGAGAAUGAGGAAGUGUCAGCGAUGACGCGCGUGCUGGUUGGAGUGGAGAUGCUCCAGUGCAAUAGGAACCCAGGGCAUAUGGAGUUCUCCGUUCCCAGUCUCUCGACACUGGUGAGCAUGGCGUCUGAAUGCAGCUGGACCGACGCCGUGGUGGAGUUGCAGGUGUGGUGCCAGCUGGCUGCCUUCUGCCAUUAUGCCAAGGACCACAGCUUGGUAUUGUGCUGCACCAAGAGCGCUCUGCAGCUGGAAGAAGCAGCAGCAAAGAGCCUCAACACCAUGCCCUGUGUUUUAUAUGGCCUGACGGCUGUGAAUGAGAUGCUGAGCAGCGCUGCUUGUUUAAGGGGUUUAAGUUUAGUCCAUGAGUCCAGUGGAGAUCUGCAAACUUACAGAGAGGCUUUAAAGACGCUUCUAUGCAGUGUCAGCCAUGCAGAGAAGGCUAAGAAUCCAGCAUUGUGUGUCACAGCUGCAAGACAUUACUGGAACACCUGUCUACCCCUGACACAGACUCCUGAGGAAAGAUGGCAGCUCCGAGAGCCCCUGAAGAAAAUCCUGAUGGCUCUGACUCAAAUGAACACGAAACAUGCCAAUAAACAUGGCAAAGUGAAGGGCUUGCUGGCCUCGACAGCAUUGCCUCUUGGGAGUUGUAAACAUGAAGCAACAGUAGAUAAAGAUGACCUGACCCUGAGAGCAGCCAUUUACAAUUUCUUGCUCCACAUCCACAUUGAUAAAUCAGACUGGAAAGGUGCUCUUCAGCUGCUGGACCAAGCUAUAAGAGACAUGCCUCGCACUGAACACCGACUAACUCUGCUGAAACACCGAAUACUGGUAAAAGCACGCCUGGGGGAAAAUGUACUGACGGACAUGGAGAAGUUAGAGGGUGAAGGAGAGCGGUGCUGUUCAAUUAUGUGGCGCCAGGUGGCACUAUGUGCUGGCAGUGUAACCCAGCAACUUGCCUGCUACCAGAAAUCCAUCACCUCUCUGUCGAGUGAAGAGACUCAGUGGCAGAAGGUCGGCCUUCUGCUGGAGUUUGGAGAGUGGCUGUACUGUCACAACUUCCCCAAAGUUGAUGCCCAACACCAGGUUCAGUGGGCCAUAGACAUCCUUCUGCACUCGAAAACUGAACAGACAGAAAGAGCAGCGGAUGAGUCCAAAAAAAUAGAUUUGAGCUCAGUGAAAUGUGAGUCCCUGGUGGGAGUCCAGAGCUUGUUACCAAUACAAAGUUUAUUGAAUCUGAAGGAGGUGCAACGCCUUGACAGUUUGGUGCGAGCACACACUCUGCUUGCUGUCAUGGCAGACAAAGCUUCACCUGAGCACCAGCUCAACCUACUCAGAGCCUACAUCUUUGUUCUUCAAAUAUGGCAGGUGUCCAUGGCAGUGUGUUGUGCGAUUUCCAAUGAAAUGGCAAAGAGCCAGCCACCCCAGCAUCCUGCCUCUGCAGGAUCCAAAAAAGGCAAAGACAAGGGCAAAGGCAAAAAAGCAAAAGAUCCUCCCCCUUCAGAAGAGAGACCUAAACCUGUUGUCUUGGAUCUGGUACUUCCUUCCACCCCAAAGGACUGGGCUCGUUAUGCCUGUCCUGACCAGGCCAGGCAGAUCUUCAGAACCAACAGUAACCCCCACUGUAUCAACACACACAGCAUUACAAAGCAGACUCAAAGCCUGUUUUAUCUCAACCUGCUGGAAAAAGAGCUUCACUCACUCUCACUCAACCACCUGACCCUUCCCAUAAUGCAUCUAGCUGAGACCAUUGCUCAUGAUCUUUUGGACAGGAGGAGCCUCUCUGACCUCUACCGACUAAGAAUUGUGAGGACCUGUCGUCAGCUGGGUUUGGAGACACUUUCACCAUAUCAGGAAAAACUCCUGAAUCUGUGUAGAAUCCAAGAACAAGAACAGAUGGGGUGCCACAGAGCGAUUGCUUUUUCACAGGAGAAGAGAGGCCUUCACAAAGCUUACAGUCAGAAGGUUAAGGUGGAUGAGAAGGCUGUGUCUGAGCAGCAGAGUAUGGAUGUGCAUGCUCAAGACAUCUGGCUGGACAAAGCUGAGGUCUGCCUCAGCAUGGGGCUGUUUCAACCAGCCAGGCAGCUGCUGGCUGAGGCCCACUUUGUGGCUAUGGAGCUUGGAGACCAGAAAGCAACAGCUAGAAGUUUGCUCAGUCUGGCCAAUCUGGCUUGUGAAGAGCAGAACUAUGCCCAGGCUUUGAUCCUGCUGGACAAAGCCCCACCCCUGGGGGGGGAUGAGGAGUUCUGGUACCAGUUCGUCCUCACCAAGGUCAGAGCUGUAGUGGGCCAGAGAGGCAAAGAUGCACACGCCAAGGUUGAGAACAUUAUAAACCAAGGCUGUAUGACUCUAAAGCUGCUUCUGGAGCAGCGGGUAAACCGAGUCCCAGAACUCACAUUCUUCAUCACCUCAUUAGAGAUGAGAGGUGCCAUUGAAUGUAUAUAUGCUGUUGGUGGUAGUGAACCUGGAGAGACACUCAGCACCGAGGCCAUUCAGAUGAUAAUGGACGCCUGUGAUACAAUCAAAGAAUGUGCCAGUGGUUUUACUAAACUCAGCUAUAAAGAACACGCAGCAGAUGCUCAUGCAGAGUAUGCAUGUGGUCUGAGAAUCCUAGUCAACCAUGCUACUCACACAGAAAACAAACAGCGCUUCCUGCUCGAUGGCCUCUCCCACAUGCAGCUUGCUGUUACAGAGCAGGAACAUGUGGCGCUGAAUGCUCAGAGCUUGCUCCCAUCACAGGAGGAGGGCCAUGACCUGUCACUGGCAGCCAUGCGAAGGCUGCUGCGCCUGCGGCUGGUCCUGGCAGAAUUUUGUCUUUCCAUGCUGGAGGAGCACUGUGCUGAGGAGAAACACCGAGCUCUGGCCCGCCAGAGGAAAACCUCUGCUGAGAUAGCACUGGAGGAAUUUACACGCUGCACACCUGAGCCCAUCUCUAUAGAACAGGAAUGGGGGAGUGUGGCCAGUACCUUGGGGCAGGUGGCUCUGGGCCAGCUGGCUGCAGUCACUUCUUACUCCCUGGACAACAUGGAGACCAAAGCUCACUGCCUUAGUCUGAUGGGAAAGUACCUCAGACUGCUGGCUGUGCAGGAGGACCCCGUUUACCUGUGUGCUCUCUGGGACAGACACAAACAGAAGGAGGCCUGGACUGACCCUAAAGCUGUUUCCAUGGAAGAGGAGAAUUCAGAGAAAGAGAAAGAUGGAGAAUCAAGCAGAAGAGAGUCGAGGGUGACCUCUGCCAAAAGUGCUGAGCUGCAGCAGCGGGGGAGACUCAGAGCCCAGCAGCUGUUGGCACAGGCCAGUAAGGCCUUGGCUGAGGCCAUCAGCCUGUGUCUCCAACACAAGCUGCCCUCCUCCAUCCUGGCUGAUGCCUCUCUCAACAUGUUGGAGUGUCAUGGCCAGUCUGACCCUGCAGCAGCAGGUCAAUAUCUUGCCCUGUUUCAGAGCUGCUGCACUGUUACUAUGAUGGCUGAGGUCCUAAGUUCAGCUUGUGCUGGCACCACUUUGUCCCAGCUCUCCGCUCUGCUCAGCCUUCGCAGGAACCUGCUUCUCUCUCACGAUGAGAGGCCCAGCAGCAUGCUGAAGGGAGUGGAGGACUCCCUCAAUAGCCUUUCCAAGGCCUUCAGCCACCUGACCAUCUGUCCCAACCACCUAAAUAUCCUCGCAGAGCUCCCACCCAACCUGAAGAUCCUGCUGCUUCAGCACUCUGAAGAUGGGUCAGAACUUUAUGGGGCUUUCUAUGAGAUGACCAAAGCUCCAAAUCAAAAGGGAAAGACUACACAAGUUCCAGGUUCCGUGACAUGCUCCAGGGUGGCAAAGGUUUCAGUCUGCCCACAGGCUCUGCUGGCACUGAGGGAGCAGACUCAGAUCUUUGGCCUGGACGCUAGACAUGCCCUCCUCAAUCAAGUCUGUUGGCACAGUGCCGAGGGCAGGCUGGAGGCCUCUGAGGAGCUUCAUGUUUUUCCCUGUAAAACUGCUGCAGAAGAAAUGCUAGCACCUCGCUUCAGAGAAAUUGUACAGGAUAUGAAGGACUACUUGAAUCCACUUCUCACACAGUUUGACUUCACAUGCUUCAGGCCCCAGGCUGCAUCACUACCACUCUCUGGGAUGGCCAAAACCAAAGAUAAAGAAGAGAAAGGGAGCUCAGAUAAAUUACCAGCAGAACCAGGGGAGUAUGUGGUGUUGCUGGCAGACAGGAAGUUGCUGGAGUUGCCACUUGAAGCCUUGUCCAUCCUGCAGGACGAAGGCCUAAGUUCUGUGUCACGAGACUUUUCCCUCCAGCUUCUCCACAGUCGCCUGAACAAAGAAGAACCAGACAAAGCUGAAAGUGACAACAAAAAAGAGACCAAAGGUGGCAAGCCAACUAAGGGGAAGGGAGAUCAAAGCCAAGCCAUCAAAGUGGUACCUGUGAAUCGUGUGUUGCCUUCUAACACCUUCCUAGUGGAUAUGCGAAACGUCAAAUAUAUUGUUGACCCUCACAAUGAAGGCAGCUUUGAGGGGACCAGUCUGAGCAUAAGGAUGAAGAAGAUUUUAGAAACCCACAGCCAGCAUUUGACCCAUCUGUGGGAGGGCUUCAUGGGCAGCAAGCAAACACCCAGUCUGUCUGAGAUGGAGCAGCUGCUGUGCAGAUGCAGUGCCUUCAUUUACCUGGGGAUGGAGCGCUUCAUGGCGAACAUUCCACCUGCCAAAGUGGCAGCCCUCAAUCUGUCUGAGUGUCGCAUGGCUCUUCUCUUUGACUUGGUUCAGAACAAUGCCAGUGUUGUCCGCCAAUCAACCCUUGAUAUGUACAAGAGUGCAGAACAGUUAGCCCUGGAGAAACCCCUGGAGACUGCUCUGCUGUUGAGUUUGGCUGGUGUUAGCUGUAUUGUCCUCAACCAGUGGCACAGCAGCCUUCAACAGAACACACACAAUAUGGUCAAUGUACUAGAUAAUUUACUGAGGGUAAGACAGACCUCUGGCCAUGCCAUCCAUGCCCUGAGGAGAGGGGAGAGCCCAGAGACACCACAUCACAAAGCUACAGGAUCAGAUCAAGUGCUCUCCACCGACUCAGAGGACGGUGAUGUUCACCACAAAACGCUCCUCACACCAUCAGCUUUCAACUGCAUUCUUUACGGACUCCCUAACAUAAUUGUCUCAUAAUAUACUUUCUAUCCUCAAUAUUUCACGCUUAUAUUUCACAGUUGCGGAUGAUUACAGGCCUACAUGUCAUCCAGCUUUGCAAAUAUUACCGUAUGCAAAAAAAGUAAAGCUACUGUAGUAUGAGGGGGUAGAUAUUUCAUUAAACAUGAUCCUUGAUUCUUCACUUCCACAUUUUUCACUAUAUCAUUUUAUGAGAAUACAGAUUUUAUCAUUGAUGUUUUUACCCACAGCAGACAUAAGACACAAUAUAUAACAUACCUGAUUCCAUAAGAUAAGGCUAGAGCUUCAUAUGCUCUGAGAGAGGGCAGCUUAUAGAGAUUCGCCCUAUACAUGUCUUGUAUUAUUAAAAUACCAAUGUUUCUACUCAGGUUGUCCUGACAAGUUGUACCUGCUUUGCAGAUAACUCUCAACAUAUUGAAUGUUUAGAGCAGGGGUGCCCAAAUACUUCUCAGUGGAGGGCCAAAAAUGAAUCAGGGUGGAGGGUCACGGGCCAAAACUAAACAUUCAUGUUGCAGUGCAUUUAAUUAAAUGACUAUGAUAUAACUAUGCAAAAUAAACAGUCAUACAAAGUAAUUUAGAAAAUGAAUAACAUUUCUGUUUAUUGAAAGCAGAAAAAUAAUAAGUACCAGGCCUAUGACUCUAAAAACAUGGGACACAACAUGUCCCUACAAGACCAAUAUAUUACAGUCUCCACUGUCUUGAACAAUCAUUUUCAAAUAGGAAUAUAAUUGAACAACAGCUUUAGCUUUUUAGCCUUUUUUUGUAAAUCACUGAACUGUGUUUACGUUAAUUUCAGCUGAAACAUUAACCAUACAGAGCAGAACAUGCUCCAAAGUGCCAGACAUUUCACGCCUAGGCCUCCAAUACAUUCAUCACUGCUUACGGGAGCUAAACAGCGCCACCCUUCCCUCAAUGUAACACAAUGCUGAUUUGUGGUCAGUAGAGGAAGUGCAACAAUAAAUAAAUAUUUAAAGAGAUAUUCCGACUGCUGGCAGCGGGAAAAUAAUAAUUAUUUAAUUAUUGAAAAUUUGUCCGCUUCAGUCACCAUGAUUACCAAUGUGUUAUUGAUGUGGGUUACUGUCAGACUGAAUGAGAGAAAUGAGUUCAAGCCAAAUAAACACUCUGACAUGACCAACAAUCCUGUUGUGAUAGAACAAAAAUGAAUGAAAUCCUACAAUAAGAAGACUGAGCUCAAAAACAGAGGCUUGACUGUAGUAAUGCAGCUUCAUCUUGCAGCUGUGACUAAAGUUCUGUUCCUGCCUUGUUUUCUUAAUAAUUGUAGUGUUCCUAUCAGUUACUGCAAAUUAAGUCUAGUUGACAGCAUUUACUACAGUUUUGUUGUCUUGACUUGUCACAUGAAAUUAAAUCUUAAACAGUUUAAACCGGUGACCCCACAAGAGGGUGAACUCAUAGUUUAAAAAUGCCGUGUCACACUGGGUCAACAUUAAAACCACAAGACCUCGCUUUAGUUGACUUCAUUUGACAGAAGCUGGAUUCAUCCUUUCAUGAAAAUGAAAAAGGCUCAAAUGAAAUGUAAUUAUUUUAUUUAGAGAAUACCCUUAUCAGGCAUUGCAGUGCACACUUAAUCCUUAUAUUUGUUGUUGUAUUUCACUAAAUGCUAAUUGAAUACAAUUCCAAAUGGUAAAUACCCUCCUGCUCUGUUUAUUGUAAGUCAAACCCUAAAUAAGAGGAGAGGGGAAGUCAGUAUUGCCAUAUUAAUGCUUAGUUCCAUAAUAGAUUUGGGUGCCUAUGAUUACUAAAACAUGUUCCUAUGUUACUUUAAAGGGGAACACUAAAUUAAGCGUUCCAGCAUGAGAGGUUCAGUCAAUACUGUGAACAUGAGCUGCUCUCUCUCAAAGCCAGAAACCAGAGAAGUAAGACUCAAACUUGUGAUGUCAUCAAGUAUAAAGUCUGGAGCUGCUCCAUAGACAGUGGAUAGGAGACUGAUUUUGCUGACUCACAGAAUGCUUGUUUUCUUUUUAUACCCAAAUGAGCUUUAUUCUGUUGUGUUCUCAGUUCUGAAGUAGAAAAUAUACUCAGAACAUUCCCAUGGUCGCUCUCAGCGCCAUCUGUAACAUCUUUCGCCAUUCAUUGCUAUGGAGCAGCUCCAGACUUUAUAUUUGACAUUAUGAAUUUGAGUUUUAGCACUCCAGUUUUGGGAUUUGGGAGAGAGUUGUUCAUGUUUACUAAUAUUUUUGCAGUGUCUUAGACCAUAGGAAUAAUGUAUACAUUUUGAAAAUGGACAGUUUCCCUUUAAUGUGUGCAAGAAUGGAGAGAUUUAAUUCUUCUUCAGCUGAAGAAUUUCCUUCUGAUUGACACACACAAAACCACUGGUAUGAAUGCCAUUUAAUUUAUUUUUCAACAACACUGUUGUUAACAUGUGGUUAGAUUUAGGCACAAAACCACUUAGUUAUGGUUUGGAAAAGAUCAUGUUUUGGCUUAAAAUACCCAGUUUUGGUGGCACAAUCCUUGCAAGGAAAAUUGUAGCAAGUGUCAUUGAAAAGCAGCCGGUGUUGUUGUCUGUUGGUCUUGAACACUUGUCUGCUGUUGUCUUGGCAUCUGUCUCACUUAGGUGUCAAGCCUUCCACCAUCCCCCCCACCUUCCAAUUUACAAAGUCAACACCAUCACUUUAGAAAUGUUGAUAUGAUGCGUAUGACUCGGCUGUACUGCAAGCAGCCGCUUAGCUAAGUGUUAAGACUGGAAACGAGACAAAACAGCUAGCCUGCAUCUGUCCACCUAACAGCACCUCUAAAGCUCACGAAUUAAAACAUUAUACACACAUUAAAAACCUAAUUUUUGUGAGGUUUUCAGACAACCAGUGGAGAGUUUAGAAAGUUGCUGUGCCUGGCAACAUAUCAUGCACAUAACCCUCCAUAAAACCACAAUUUGUUUUUACACUUUGGUUUUUGUAUGAAUUCUAACAAGUGAGAUUUACAAGAGAUGGGUUGGAGGAUUUUAUUGCAUUAGAUUUGUUUUGAUUCGGCCAGUCUCUAACCCUCUGUCCUUAGCAGCAUUCAGACUCAUACAGCUGAUUUAUUUGUGUCAAGCACAAAUGUUGCCCCAUGUCCAUAAUCGGAUAUUGAUGAUGAGAUUACAGAGCUCGUCCCUGUGUCUGUAUGCUGUGAUGGUGCUCAUGAAUUCACAGAAAUGUACCCUUUAGAACAAAUUGCUGAUUAUUGAAUAACAUUUAGGAAUUCAUCCACACUGAGCCCAUGCCUGCACUGCUGAUGUCUGGACAGCUUGCUGUUUAGCUGAUGACAUUCAGAGGAAGUGGCUGGAUACCGCGUUUCUUAUUUUCCCCUAUUCUGAUAAACUGCUGCUAACUGUGUCCCAGCAGUUUUUUUUUUUUUGCCUGUUCACCCAGGGACAGCUCAGCUUUUCACCCCUCGGGGCAGCCAACAUAUGUUUCUCAAUUGCUGUUGUGCUCCUAAAGUUCAGCUUGCUUACGCUCAGAUCUCAACUUGAAGACAGCAUCCAUGUUUGAAUACUGUAUACAUUACCAGUAGACGCUAUAUUCACUUGUUUAAAAGCUGUUUGACAUGCAUGGUUAUGUAACUACAAUUUUGCGUCUUUUCAUCAUCAAAGUUGACUUUUACCCUGAUCAAUUAAUGCCCUGAAUGAAGCAAUGAAUUAAUCAGAUUAAUGGUUUCAUGAAAUGGACUUGUUGAUUGACAAAGUGUAGAUGAAUUAUGUACUGAAAACAUAUCAGAACAGUUGCAUGUAGAGCACACUUCUAUACUUAACGCUGCUGUUUUCAACACAUUCCUCCUGACUUUGUCAUGUGCCGUUGGAGGAAUAGAGUCCAUGUUAUCAUUGUGUUUAUUUUGACCAAAGAGAAGGAGAACUAUAGCCAGAGGAAAUUCUUCCACAGCCUGUCGUUUGACCUUUGUCUGCACUGUGUGUAGGCUGUGUAAGUAGGUCAGAGAGAGCUCUUUACUGUGCUGCAGUGUCAUCACACACUGGAGGCAGCAAAGAUAGGAGGAAAGAGGGCAGAGGCCCAGGUCUACUGCACACUCACGCAUUAUUACUGCUAUGAUUCUGGAUGGCAUUUGCAAUUACUUUAUGUUGUGGCCUUCGCUGGUAUAGCUACAAGGCCCCUAGACAUAACAACAAAUUAUCUCUACAGUAGUACCUGCACCAUGACACUAAGAGGGGAAUCUUCGGAAAUUCCAUGAUUGGAUUUAGAUUCUGAUUUGAUUCUUGAUGAAUCAAAUUGAAUAUGUGUGAGUACACAGCCUUUUGAUUUUGAAAAAGUGACUGCACUCAUUUGGAAGCAUGCUACAGUCUUUUUGCCUGUUUGAGAAAUGUUAAAUGAAAAUGUGAUUUCCGGACCAACAUCACAGGUUAAUGUCUUUUGCAAAAACAGAGUGGUUUGUGUUCUGGAGUAAGGAUGAAAAAAAGAAAGCAAAGCACUCGGCUGUACUUGACAUUAUUACCAGCCAAACUCAAUGUUAACUACAACUUGGUACGGAUGCAAGUCUUAUAAAUGGACUAAAUUAAUAAACAGAGUUGGCAGAAGCUUUGUUAAGUGCUGCAGUGUGAGUUGGUUGGACGGCUUGUUUGCAAGCAGAUCUCUGCCCCAGUAACAUCCAAAGUUAGACUGUAAAUGACUUUAUAUUUUACAUGGUCACAGUCAGGGUCAUCCUGAACCAGAUUACAUUGAAAAUGUUGGCAAACCUCAGAAGAUUUUAUGAGGGUUUAAACACGAGGACAUUGUCAGCGUGUUAUGUUUAUUGAGCUAACUCUCUCUCUAAAAUUGCACAGUAAAAUAACAUCAAAUUUUACAUGGUCAUAAACAGGGUCAUUCUGGAAAAGAUUAAAAUUGAACAUUUGAGCAAAACUCUGAAGGAAGAGAAUUAUUUAUUUAAUUUAUGAGAGUAAAGUGGGACAUUUUUUUGUAUUUGACGGUGCUUUCCCUGUACAGCUAUGUGUAGUAAAACAAUUUAUGUUCAUAGACAGGGAUAUUUUGAGCAGAGAUCUAUUGUGCUACUCAGCAAAGCUAUUGUGAGAACUGCUUUAUAAAAUUAGAUCUUUAUUGCUGACAAUUUUAUUAGGUGUAUGAAAUUAUUGCUGAGAUGCAAGAUGGGGUUUCAGCAACCAACAGUUCAAUUGACCGCAGUGUUUUACAUCUGCUAUGUCUUGUCUGCUGUGUCCUCCCGUGCCCUGACGUUAUCAGUAAAUUUGUUUUUUCAUUGCAUGAAAAAAUGGAAUGGCAUGAGAGCAUGUUUAAAGUGUUUAUUGUUUGAGUCUCAUGGCAAAUGCAUAAUUCCCAUUUCAGACCAAAGAUUCACAAUGAGACCAGUUGAAACUUGCAACUGCUUGCAAUGCGUCAGCCUACAACAUUCUAAAAAAAAGCAGCCAGUUUACACUAAUGCACUAUAUAAGAUGGUGUGUUGUCUCCAUAGCAACCACUCUCUGUACUGUCAUUUGGAAUUUCAGCUUUUCAGGCUUAUUGUGUAGCUGACUAUAAUUUGUAGCUUCUAAAAAUAUGAUUGAAGAGGGAUGUACAUGAGACGGACUCCAGCUUCACGGGAACGUGAAGGGCUGACUAGCUUAUGAAACAGGUGACUUGCCACACGCUCUAAAACCAGCUGCUAGUGAUUUGACCAGCUAAGUCACAGCUGACAUCAUCAGCCGGCUUGAGUCAAGCUGGGAUGGGCCAAUUUACACCACUGUAACUUUUCUCUGCAACGUCUUAAAACAGUUUCAUCUUGUUGUGAAUCUUUGGUGUGAAUGUGAGGGUUGGCAGUCUUGCAGGGUAUUUACAAAAUCACCAUAGUCUUCAAAGGCUAAUUUUUAAGUUAGAAAUUCCAAAAUGUGCCCAAACAAGGGUUGAGCCGAAUACUCAGAUGAAACAAGUAUUUGGUACAGAUAAUGUGCUUUUUAUGUGUAUGAUCCAAGUAAAUUAUCCGUACUCAUACUGAAGGAAUAUCCUGAUUUGCAUGGCUGUGUUCGAUUUCUUACUCUCGUGAUCAAAAAUGAUGUGAAGCUCAAUUCUGAGGCUGUUCUACAAAUAGCUUACUAAUAAAUAACAGAUAUAGCAACUUCUGAUCAACCCCUAUAAAUUUUAGGCUUAAAAUAACAACUUCUGGUUAGGUACCACCCACUUCUGGUUUAAACCCCACCCAUUCUAAGUCCUAAUACACAUACAGGUAAUUAAUUUGUUGGAACAAAUACAGAUAAUGGUGUACUUGCUCAUCCCUACCCCAAACACUUGCCCUCUUUGAAGAGGUACUGUAAGAUGACUUUAGUGUGAGUGUGCUCAGCACUGUGGGGGUUCUGCAUUGUGUCUAUACAGUUGAGUUAUUCGUUCAGACAUCAUGAUAAAAAUAGAUUUUACAUAAUUCUUAUGUAAAUCAAUUUUUACCCCACUUCUAAUGUACUUUUAUUGGGAUGAAACUGCUGUCCAGAAAUUCAAAAAUUCAAUUUACAAUAGCAUAAAAUGCAGAAAAGUAAAUAAACAAAUGCAUCUCAGAAGCUGAAACCAGAAAAGUUGUCAUCUUCACAAUACCAAAAUGAUAACAUUAUUAUAUAUCCCCUCAGUCAAUUCUUAAGUGGUUGAAAAAUCAAUAAACUGACCCCGUUAUUCAACUCCAAAGGACAGUCUAAUGAAUAAUGUUGAAUACAUAAAAAUGAUUUCUUUUAUGCCAAUGUUCAUCCUGUUUCCUGUGAAUGUCUUCUAGGAAUUCAAGUCAUCUUUAAUCAUAUAGACUAGUAUCACACAUUUGCCUGAAGGGGGCCAUUUAACCAACAGUUACAGGCCGCCACACCGAAAUAUCGCCAUCCCGACGGUCCGCCAUCCCGAAUUCUGGUCCCUGAGUCCUGACAGUAAGCUAUGGCGAGCCUGUAGAAGCUGUAUUCCCCAUGUAUGUCAGCGAUUUUCACCGGGGACGCACGUGAGUAAUUCAGGCUGAUGUUACCUGUUUUUCAGCAAACUCUUUUGGUAAUUUUGUUAAAAGGCAUGGCAUAUAGGUCCACAGUAACUUAUUAUUAUUAUUAUUAUUAUUGUUGGUUCUUAUAAGAGUAGGCUACAAUGAGUACCGGGCCAUCAAAUCACAGCAUCCGCGGUGAGAGGACACGGAAUUGUGUGCGCUUUUACGCACGCGGGUCAAGGCCAUGACGGAUAUUUGAUGUGGGAAAGAUGUAGCCAGAUGUAUUACCUGUUUUAGAUGUGUGGCUGUCUGUCCGUCCAUCC